AUGGAACGUAACCACACGCCCCAGCAUGGCAACUUCCACAAGUACUACCUCACCCGUCCUACCACAUCGCACGAUCCGCGCCUUGCUCUUCUCCCCCCAAACUUCUUCAAGGACAAACGCGUCCUCGACGUUGGAUGCAACGAAGGCCUCGUCACUCUAGAGAUCGCACAGGAGUGGGGAGCGGCGGAGGUCCUCGGCGUCGACGUGGAUGAGGAGCUCGUGACUGCAGCAAGGGAAAGGAGAAGACUGCGAUGGAGCCUACAGCAUCCGGAAGACCACGAUGCUGCCCUUAUUCCAGGUUCUUUCCACCAGAUGAAUGGGAAUGUCGACUCUCAAUCCAGAGGCAACGGCGGCCCGUCCGCCCUCGGUCAAGGGAGAAGAAACGACCACUUUCCUGCAAGCAUGCCGCAUAUGUUUGGGCCUCUACCUCUCCCACCGGCUCCGUCCAUUUCUGACGAUGAGGGAAAGUCGACGAGUCAAAAUGCAAAAUGGCCCUACAACGUCUCUUUCCGCUGCUUGGACUACUCGUCUGCCCCUGUGCUGGAGGAUGAGAAGGGGUGGGACGUCAUAUUGCUCCUGUCUGUGGCGAAAUGGCUCCACCUGAACGGGGGCGACCAAGGCCUUCUAUCCUGCUUCAAACGAAUCCACGACUCACUACGGCCGCACGGGGCGCUCGUCCUGGAGCUGCAGGACUGGGAGGGCUACCGGCGUGCAGCACGCGGUAAUCCGAUAUUAAGAGAAACGUACAAGACGCUCUCGCUUCGUCCUUCCGAUUUCAAGUUGUGCUUGCUUCAAGAGGUUGGCUUUCAGCGAGUGGAGCAUCUGGGCAUCUCUGAUGGGACGAGUAAGCUUUUGUUUUCCCCCGGAUAUCUGGAUGGGUCUAACGCCGAUAUAGGCGAGCUGGGCGCUAGGAGACGGGCCGUAGACGUUUAUUACAAAGUCGGCCAAUGA
This is a messenger RNA of Dacryopinax primogenitus, 951 nucleotides long. Its product is annotated as Bin3-domain-containing protein. NCBI's taxonomy places the organism in Eukaryota, Fungi, Basidiomycota, Dacrymycetes, Dacrymycetales, Dacrymycetaceae. Gene Ontology annotation, molecular function: snRNA binding; RNA methyltransferase activity; O-methyltransferase activity. The record is from RefSeq and is a predicted model, not a curated record. The transcript has 5 exons. Bases 1 to 951 code for a protein of 316 amino acids. Gene Ontology annotation, biological process: snRNA modification.